CUCCAAUUCCAUUGAGGUCGUAGUGAGCCCGAAGACAUCAUGGAUAUGAGGAGUGACGAGAUCGAAUUGCCAGCAGCAUUCGACGCACACGUGCAUUUGAGAGAUGGUGAGAUGUCGCAGCUUGUUACGCCGACAAUUCGGCAGGGUGGUGUGAAUCAGGUGUAUGUUAUGCCCAACCUCAUCCCACCCGUCACAACCGUGCAGCAAUGUCUCGAAUACCGCGGCCGCUUGAAGGCUAUCGAGCCGGAUGUGGAUUACCUCAUGUCUUUGUACUUGCAUGAAUCCAUCACCCCGGAAGUGGUAUGCGAGGCGAAGAAAGCAGGCAUCAUGGGCGUGAAGUCAUAUCCAGCUGGCGUCACGACCAACUCAUCGUCCGGCGUCAUAGACUACGAAACCUUCUACCCCGUCUUCGCCGAAAUGGAGAAACAAAACAUGGUCCUCAAUCUGCACGGCGAAGUUCCCUCCACCCCGUCUCACGCACACUCUUCCACCACAGCCAACAACACCUCCGCAAUCACCAUCCUCAACGCCGAGCCCGCCUUCCUGCCCACGCUGAAAGCGCUGCAUGAAAAGUUCCCACAGCUGCGCAUCAUCCUGGAGCACUGCAGCACUGCCGCUGCCCUCGCCGCUGUCCGCGCUUGCGGCUCCUCCGUUGCCGGAACCAUCACCGCGCACCACCUUAGCCUCAUCAUCGACGACUGGGCGGGCGACCCGUUCUGCUUCUGCAAGCCCGUUGCUAAAACACCCGAGGACCGCGAUGCGCUGCUCCGUGCCGUGGUGAGCAGCGAGGGUAAGUUCUUCCUGGGGACCGAUUCAGCGCCGCAUGAUCGGGUGAAGAAGAGAGGGGAGGAUAAGGUGGCUGCGGGGGUGUUUACGCAGCCGUAUGCACUGGGGUACGUCCUUGAUGCGUUGAGUAAAGGGGUGGAGAGGGGAGUGGUCAAGGAGGAGGAAGUCACGAUGGAGGUAGUGGAGGGCUUUCUAGGGGGUUGGGGGAGGAGGUUUUAUGGGGUCGAGGAGAAGAAGGGGGAGAGGAUUGUGCUUAAAAGGGGGAAGGAGAAGAUCGUUGAGGUGCUGAAGAGGGAUGGAGUUGGUGGUGCGGAGGUUGUGCCGUUUAGGAGAGGAGAGGAGACAUGGAGUGUCACGUGGAAGUAGUGCAUGGUGAAUCGACGGCAUCGCAUGAGAGGCAUUUCGGUACAGUAACAAAAUCUCUCCCCCCAAAUCCCUAAAACCCGAUGAGCCUGAAGAAAAG
This is a messenger RNA of Trematosphaeria pertusa, 1249 nucleotides long. RefSeq names its product Dihydroorotase. Bases 40 to 1152 code for a protein of 370 amino acids. The record is from RefSeq and is a predicted model, not a curated record. NCBI's taxonomy places the organism in Eukaryota, Fungi, Ascomycota, Dothideomycetes, Pleosporales, Trematosphaeriaceae. Gene Ontology annotation, cellular component: cytoplasm. The transcript is spliced from 3 exons. Gene Ontology annotation, biological process: pyrimidine nucleotide biosynthetic process; 'de novo' pyrimidine nucleobase biosynthetic process. Gene Ontology annotation, molecular function: dihydroorotase activity.